Panicum virgatum (switchgrass) is the source of this 528-nucleotide messenger RNA. Its product is annotated as ethylene-responsive transcription factor ERF061-like. The record is from RefSeq and is a predicted model, not a curated record. The transcript has a single exon. Gene Ontology annotation, biological process: regulation of DNA-templated transcription. The coding region runs from base 1 to 528 and encodes 175 amino acids. NCBI's taxonomy places the organism in Eukaryota, Viridiplantae, Streptophyta, Magnoliopsida, Poales, Poaceae. Gene Ontology annotation, molecular function: DNA binding; DNA-binding transcription factor activity.
AUGCCGCCUGAUGAUGCGGCGGCGGCGGCGGCCAUGCUGCAGCAGAAGUUGUACCGCGGCGUGCGGCAGCGACAGUGGGAGAAGUGGGUGGCUGAAAUUCGGCUGCCAAAGAAUUGGGUGCCUAUCUACCUUGGCACCUACGACUCCCCCCCACCAGAUCGCCGCGCAUGCAGGACAAGGCGAUCACAAGAAAUUCAUGAAUUAGCGUACGACCGAGCCGCCUUCAAGCUCCGCGGUGAGUACGCGUGCCUCAACUUCCCGGGCGCGAUGGACGGGCAAGACUGCCCCAACCACCUACGCCAGCUCCGCGCCGCCGUCGACGCCAAGGUCCAGGCCAUCUGCGCCCGCCUAGCGUCGGGCGGUGGCGGCCAGGCUGGGCGGGGGCCGAACACGGGCGCCAGAGGCUGGACGUCGGGCAGGGGUGGGUACCGACGGGGGUUUGGGGCGGCGCGCCAGCGUGGUCGCCUCGCCUCGACCGAUGGGGGAGGUGGCGGCGAAUGUAGAGGAGGAGAGCAGCUGGGGAGCUAG